AUGGUAUUGUUCAACGACUUGCCAGAUGAAGUGGUUGAGUUAAUUGUUGAAUAUUUACCUCCAGAUGAGUUACUGCGAUAUGCUGGUUUACCACGACUUGGUGAGUUUGCUACUAAUUCAAUGUAUUCAACAAUUGUCAUUAAUAAUAAUUCUAAAUUUCUGACAGCUUUUGAACUUGAAUCUUAUAGAGGGUUUCCAAAUUUGUUUUAUUCUGAGUAUCAAAAUUUGAGAAAAAAGAAUCCUGGAUUAAUUCCCAAGAAAUUGGUGUUUACUGAUCCUCUGGAUGCUUUUAAACUUGUUGAUAGUUUGAAUCGUAUUGAUGAAAAAAUCAAGAUAGAGCUUGUAUUCCUCGACCGCGGGCUUCAAUAUUAUCAAAAGUUUAUUCUGGAGUAUAAGAAAAAGCCGUUUGAAGUUCAUUGUGUUAGCUUUGGUGGUAUUGAUGAUCUCAAUUACUAUGCUGAUUAUGGAAGCAUUCCCAAACCAUCAUACGAAAUACAAGAUAUUUUGGGGGUAAGUGUUGAAGCUUUCUUUAAAGAAUUAUUCUGCAACUUAUCUAGUAUUUCAUUGGUUGCUGAAUUGGAUGUUGAUGAACUUAAGCUCCUUCCAAAAAGCGUGGAAAUUUUGAAUUGUCGUGUGAAAGAUAUUGAGGCGCUGGUACAAUUGCCAUUACCUAAUGGAUUAAAAAACUUGAGUAUUGCGUCUUGUAGAGUAAGAUUUCAGAACACAGUUCCAGAAGUUGAUAUUUCCCAUUUAGACAAUGUUCGAAAUCUAAAACUUAGAACCAAUGAUGAAUAUUCGUACACUAAAUGGAAACUUCCAUCUAACGUAACAACUUUACUGGCUGAUUAUUUUGAAAUGAUCCCACGAGAUUUGAUUUCUUGUUGUCCUAAAUUAUUCGAGUUAGAAAUUGACGGUGUUGCAGAUUUUUAUGCUAUGGUGGCAAUGGAUAUGUUGUCCAUUCCAAUAACACUACGCAAGUUGACUAUCCCUGGUUCUUUUACAAGCUAUGAUGUCAGGUAUGCCUUCAUGAAUUUCGUCCAAUCAAUUGAACAAAUCAAGUCUAAAUUAAAGUUGCCUGAAACUCUCAGACUGUUAAAUCUUAGUAAAAGUCCAGAAGAUGGAAGAAUUGUCAUACUUGAUUUUGAACUGAAUCAGUUGCCGGCGUUAAAUAGCUUGAACAUCGAGCAUAUGACGGAUAUUAAAUUUGUUGGGCAACUACCAUUGAGUUUAACUGAAGUUUUUAUUACUGAAGUUCCAGACUUCAGAAUGAAUAAUUUGUUGCACUUGCAAAACCUUAGCGAGCUUUAUAUUGAUUCAGUCGAAGAACAAGUUGAAUUCUCGUGUCAAUUUUCAGAAUCGUUGGAAUACAUGAGCAUAAGCUGUUGUGGUCUCCAAAAAGUGGCCAUUGUUGCACCAAAGCUUAAAUACUUGGGGUUAGAGUUCAACAAAUUUAAGGUUCUUGAUGAAAAGAAUUUCAUAAUCCCGGAUUCUGUGGAAUCUUUGCAACUCGGUCUAAAUCCAUUGGUUGACAUUUCAGUUAAAUUUCCAAAAGGAUUGACACAAUUGGGUUUAUCAUCAAAUUACCUUACUACCCUUCCUGAACUUCCCAAAGGAUUAAAGAUUUUACAUUUUAAGGAUCAUAUUUAUGGACCUAAUCUUGAACCUUGUGAUUUUCCACUUGAAAUAGAAAAACUUGAUUUGACAUCCCAAAAAUUAUCCAAUGAAUGGUUUGAAAAUCUGAAUUUAUCAAAAUGUCUGAAAUUGAAACACUUGUCUGUUGUAGCAUGUGGUUUAAAAACUUUAGAUCUUGAUAACUUGCCUUCAUCAUUGGUUCUGUUGGACUUUAGUAAUAAUCAAUUAACUACAAUUCAUGGAGAUUUCAGUAGACUUGAAAAUCUUGAACAUUUAUACUUGCCACGAAAUGAAUUAAAGGGUGUUUUCCAAGCAUUGGGCAAAAAAGAAGGACCUAUGUUUGCACCAAGUAUUAAACAAAUUGAUCUUAAUCCUUGUCUGUUGACUAAAGAUGACGUUGAAACGCUAUUUAAAGAAUUAACAAUAUCACCAGAUUUUGAAUUUUUAAAUGUGGAUGAAUCCUUGCUUCCAGAAUCAGUAGAUGUGCCUGAUUUGAGACUCAAGAGACGUAUCAAUUAA
Molecule: messenger RNA, 2151 nt
Organism: Candida tropicalis MYA-3404
Lineage: Eukaryota; Fungi; Ascomycota; Pichiomycetes; Serinales; Debaryomycetaceae
Exons: 1
Coding region: 1-2151 (716 amino acids)
Molecular function (GO): protein binding
Source: RefSeq, a predicted model, not a curated record